UGACCAAGUGAGAGGGAAAGGAGCAUGGAGAUUGCUCAUAGCACUGCUCAAUAGCCAGUACUACCACAGGACAUCUCAAGUGGAUAUUUGUGGAUGCUUCACUUCCCCACAUUACCAGGAUUACCCACGAGGGGCGACACAACAGGUGCGAGAUGAGAUCCAAAAGCAGUGAGGUGGCACACUCCACCAAUGGGGUGCUUGGGGUCCCACAGGGUGACCAUGACAUCAGCCAAGGGCAGGAUGUGUGUAUUGCUGUGAAGAACAUGAAGGCCAAAGUUCAGCAGCAGGAGGGUGAAGAUAACAUGGAGGUGAUAUUUGACAAAGAGCAGACAUUGAUGGACUCAAAGACUGGAGAAAAAGAAGGAGCUGUCAUGAACCUGUCCAGAGAGGAUCUGCUCCAACUGCUGGGGAUCAUGGAAGGAGAGAUUCAGGCAAGAGAAGAUGUUAUCAACAUGCUAAAGUCCAAGCAAACCCCUCAAGUGACUGUUGUAUCAGCAGACAGCUCUGCAGCAGGUUGCUCGGCUUUCCAGGCCCUACAGAGGGACGGCCUCAUCGCCGGCACCCCACCACACACCCACAGUGUGUACCAAAAGCCGAUGAUCGAGCUGGAGCGCCUGCAGGAGAAGCACAGGGAGACCUACAGGCGGAUGCUGGGCCAGUUGCUGCUCGCUGAAAAGUGCCACCGUCGGACUGUCCACGAGCUGGACAGCGAGAAGCGCAAACACGUCGAUUACAUGAACAAGAGUGACGACUUUACCAAUCUGCUAGAGCAAGAGAGAGAAAGACUAAAGAGGCUGCUUGACAAUGAAAAAGCCUACCAGGUGAAAAAGGAGAAGGAGCAUUCUAAACGUCUGGCCAAGGUGCAGGAGGAGCUAGUCAAACUGAAAUCCUUUGCCCUAAUGUUGGUCAAUGAGCGCCAACAACACCUGGAGCAAAUGGACCAACAGACUCAUCGGGUCCAGGAACUAAGCCAGCAGCUUCAGCAGCAGAGGAAGAUACUGAGUGAAACCAGGACGCACGCUCAGGAAGAUGCUCACCGGGUUCUGAGCUUAGAGGCUGAGCUUAAAGAGAAAACUGUCACACUCGCUCAGCAGCAUGAAGAGAUGAGCACUAAACUUGCCAGUCAGGAGCUCCUCAACCGUCAACUCAAUUCAAAAAUUCUAGGGCUUUUGCGUACAGUGGAUGAGAUAGAGGAAAGCAACAAGGCCUUGAGGAAAUCUGAAGAGGAACUGCAGGAGAUGGAGGACAAAACAGGCAAAGGAGAACAUGCAAACUCUAAUUUAAUUACAGAGCUAGAGAAUUUAAGGAAGCGUGUGCUGGAGAUGGAAGGAAACGACGAGGAGAUCACCCGAACUGAAAAUCAGUGCAAGGAGCUCAGGAAGAAGCUACAUGAGGAGAAUAACAAAAGUAAAGAACUUCGGAUAGAGGUGGAGAAACUUCAGAAAAGAAUGAUAGAGUUAGAGAAACUUGAAGGUUCCUUUAACAUAAACAAGAAAGAGUCUGCUCAGUUAUACGCUGCUUUAGAAAAAGAGAAGGGCCAUACCAAAGAGCUCGCUGAGGAAGUUGUGAUGCUUAAGAUCCGAAUGAAAGAGCUCGAAUCCUCUGAACUCAAGUUAGAAAAGUCUGAGCUUAACCUGAAGGAUGACUUAGGUAAGCUUAAAUCAUUGACUGUAGCUUUAAUGGAGGAACGAAAGACUUUGGUGGAAAGAAUCACAUCCGAUGAAAAGAAAAAGGAGGAUUUAAGUAAGAUGGUCAAAGAUGAGCAGAGUAAGGUUAUGGCGGUGACAGAGAAAUUGAUAGAAGAAAGCAAAAAACUCUUAAAGUUUAAAUCAGAAAUGGAAACCAAAGUCGAUACUAUGACGAUAGAAAAGAGGGACCUCAACACCAAGUUGGCAAAUGAAACAGAUAAAACAAAGGAUCUUCUUUCAAAGGUUAGCCAAAUGAAAAAGAGGUUGGAUGGGUUGGAGCAAGCAGAGAGAUUGUCUGCAAAAAAAACUGUGAAAUUUGAGCAAGGAAGAGCACCUGAUGCUGGAAAAAGAGAAGAUAACAAAAUUAAAGAGCUAACCUUUGAGAUUGAGCACCUCAGAAAUCGCCUCAAACAGCUCGAAGUGGUUGAGGGAGAUCUGAUCAAAACAGAGGAUCAGUAUGACAUUUUGGAGAAAAGGUUCAUAACAGAACAAGAUAAAGCCACCAUACUUACCCAGCAAGUGGAGGCCAUGAGGAGUCAGAUAGCACGGAACAAAGCGAUUGAGAAAGGAGAGGAGGACAGCCAGGAGGAAGACCUACGACAACGAUACAAGAGAGAGGAGGCCAAAACCAGAGAGAUACAGGCGGAUGUUGUAGCUCUAAAGGAAAAGAUACAUGAAUUGAUGCACAAAGAGGACCAGCUUUCUCAACUGCAAGUAGAUUACUCAGUCCUACAGCAGAGGUUCUUUGAAGAGGAAGAGAAAGCCAAGAGCAUGGGCACUGAGGUUCUCCAUCUGAACAAAGAACUGGAGAUAGCAAAGCGUCACAGUCGUGCACUAAGGCCCAGUUUGAAUGGGAGGAGGAUGGUGGACAUUGCUGUCACAUCCACUGGAGUACAGACAGAAGCAUUGUCCAAUGGGCCAACAGAGGAAGAUACUCCUGCUGGUUUUAUAAGGAAAUCCGUUCAAGAAGAGAAUAACAUCAUGAACAAUUUAAGGCAGAAAAGCCUGAAGAAGCCAACUGAAAAGACUGGUGGCAUUGAACGUUCCCCUUCGUCAGGAAGCGAUCUCAGUAUUAAGAAAUCCUGGAUUCCUUGGAUGAGGAAGAAAGAUAACAACUCUCAUGAAACCAGUCUGGAAAAAACACAUAUCAGUGGAGCUCCCAACCUGACUAUGGCCCACAAGCAAGGGCAGCCUUUACAUAUCCGAUUGACACCGGACCACCAAAACAAUAUGGCCACGCUUGAGAUCAGUAGCACCACUGCUGACGAUAUUUUCUCAACAUCAGCUCCACUAAAUGCCAAUCCAUCACACCCUAAAUCCAGAAUUACAAUCAUUCCAACACACUCUGCUGCAAUUCGGGGAAGGUUCACCAAUGGACAUCAGGGUCCAGAAAGGACCAAAUCUCCAGUCACCAUCACAACUAUUUCCAGAGCCAAGUCUCCUGACUGCAGCCAAACUUCCUCCUCUACCUCAGGAAGGCCCAUGUCUCCUGUCACAAUCAUGACAGUUAGCACCUCGGCAGUGCCUGACGCCUCUUCUUCCCCAGAACCCCAAGAGAUGACAAUGGGCCGGGCUGUAUUCAAGGUUACCCCUGAAAAGCAGAUGGUCCCAGUGCCUAUAAGAAAGGGUCACAAUAACACAAACAUUAUUACCACCACUGACGAUAACAAGAUCCAUAUUCAUCUAGGUAAUAGUCUGACCCCAAAGAUGGUAGUCAGGCCAGUUUCUGCUGUAACUGAGAGCAAGGAAGUGACCCUGUCGACAGGGACAGUGUUGCGCUCCCCUCGCCAAAUUACCACUACCCGGACCACACAGAACAAAGUGAUGAGCACCCUUACCAUUUCCCCUGUUGCAUCAAACACUACCAGAUCAACACAAAGCAUGUGUGGGCAUGAUUCCCAGGGCCCUCGUACGGGGCUGACCCGCAUCCCAAUGUCCAAGAGCCUGAAAACAGGGAAGACGGUGCUUGGUUCCUUGGGCAUAUCGAGUGGAGUGAAGGCAGAGUCGCGUGCAGAAAGUCAAUCUAUGAGGAUAGAAGUUAAGAAAUCAGUCGUAAAUGGCAUAACUUAUCAAAAUGGAGGAAAAGGCUGAUUAACAAAUCAAAAUACUCUCUGGUGCUAAAGAGACAAUAACACAUUCAAAACACAACAACAGUCAAGUGAGUGAUUAGUGAUUAUAUUUGAUCUAAAACACUCUAUUUAUGUAAACCCUACUUUACUGUACUUCUCUGUCACAUAUCCUUCUUUCAUUGCUAAAAUGUAUGGAGGGGAAAAGGUCAAACCACUCUGCUACUAAUUGUUUAUUGUGCCACAUAUAAUGAGAAAAACUUCAAAUGUAUCUAGUUUAAGUUAAUGUAAUUUGCAUUUUAAUUGUAUGUAAAUCAUUUGUUACGAAACAUAUUUUGAAUAAAAAUUAUUUUAAAGUGAUCAUGUUCAUUGGAAGAAGAAAAAAGCACACAUCUAUUGUUUGUCUUUUCUGCAUGGAUUCAUCUUUGCAAGUAGAAUCAAG
Phycodurus eques (leafy seadragon) is the source of this 4196-nucleotide messenger RNA. RefSeq names its product filamin-A-interacting protein 1-like. The transcript has 6 exons. Bases 153 to 3779 code for a protein of 1208 amino acids. NCBI's taxonomy places the organism in Eukaryota, Metazoa, Chordata, Actinopteri, Syngnathiformes, Syngnathidae. The record is from RefSeq and is a predicted model, not a curated record.